Molecule: messenger RNA, 2705 nt
Organism: Phragmites australis (common reed)
Lineage: Eukaryota; Viridiplantae; Streptophyta; Magnoliopsida; Poales; Poaceae
Product: ankyrin repeat-containing protein At2g01680-like
Exons: 4
Coding region: 791-2527 (578 amino acids)
Cellular component (GO): plasma membrane
Molecular function (GO): protein phosphatase regulator activity; protein phosphatase 1 binding
Source: RefSeq, a predicted model, not a curated record
UUAAAAUCAGGAACCCUAAACUAUCGUAUACAUUAACAAAAUGUGUGCCAGUUUGGUGAUGCCAUGUUGAGUUUCUGCACCAAACAAUUUACCUUGGAGUUUACGUGUUUAAGAAAUAGCAUAUAAUCUAUUUAUAAACCUCAUCGUGCUUGAGGUAUGGAACAAACAGUCAAUUUUCUUACGUAAAUUCUUAGUUGCAAAUCCUUUUUUCUCCUUUUCACGUGCAUGUGCUUUCUUCCUUAACGCACCCCUGAACACUGAGGAAUCCAACUUUGCAUGCCCUUUGAAGCAUGUGCCUUUAUUCAUUGAGUCCCAAUUACUCCAUCUGAUUGCAAAUGUAGGUCGUUUUAGCCUCCUCAACUAUUCUCUAAAUAUAAGUCAUUCUCGAACUUCUAUGCGUUUUUUUCUCUUUUGUUCCCGUCUUGCCCUUGUUUAAUAAAUACUACUACUCUUACAAAUGAAUGAGUUAUCUUUUCUAAUACAAAAUAAAUAAAGGACAAUAAGAUCAUUUGAUCUACUUUCUUAAUCCUUGUGCACAAAUCUAAAACAACUUUCAUUUACAAUCGGAGGGAGUAAGUAUUUGUCACCUUAAGCUCUUAGCAACAUCAAUUCCUUGCUUGUCCGAGUAACUCAGACACAUUGCUCUAGUGAUUCUGGUUCUAUAUAACAAGACUGCAGCAAGGGGCAAUUUUCUUGUCCACCUAACUACUUGUUUGGCUGCAUUGAUUUUGAGAUUUUAUUUCAACCAAGGCAGCUGGAUCAUAUUAACUGCCAAUUCUGCAAGCAGCAUAUGGAAGCCGGUGCAGCUACCACUAGAUCAUCAGGAGGAGCACAAGCACCGAUGGACAGGCGUCUCGUGGCGGCAGCCAAAUCUGGUGAUGCCACAUCAAUGAUUGAUCUUGCUCAUGAUGACCCAGGCGUGCUGCUUGGAACAACACCACAGGGGAACACCUGCCUCCAUAUCUCCUCCAUGCACGGCCACCAAGGGUUCUGCAACGAGGCCCUGCGGCUGAACCAGUCUCUCCUCACCGCGGUCAAUGCGGAUGGGGAGACACCACUGCUCACCGCCGUGACAAUGGGCCAUGCUUCUUUGGCAUCGUUUUUACUCGGACGCUGCCUUGAUCAGCAGCUGAGCGGGGCGAUCUUGGCGCAAGACAAGCAUCGGUAUAAUGUUCUCCACCAUGCCAUUCGCAGCGGCCACAGGGAGCUCGCACUGGAGUUGAUAGCAGCGGAGCCUGCCUUGUCACGAGCCGUGAACAUAUACAAUGAGUCACCCAUGUUCAUAGCGGUCAUGAGAAAUUAUGAAGAAGUCUUCGAGAGACUGUUGGGGAUUCCUGAUUCCGCUCAUGGGGGAGCCUGCGCCGAAAAUGCUCUGCAUGCUGCCGUGAGAAAUGGCAAUUCAGUUAUCGCAAAAAAGAUUAUUGAGACACGUCCUCGGCUGGCCACAGAAGAAGAGAUUGAGGCGAGUACGCCAAUGCGGAUGGCUGUACUUUGGGACCAGAUUGACGUUCUAAGAGUAUUGUUGGAACAUGACUGCUCUUUAGGGUAUGAAGUAAGCACAAGAGGUAAUCCUCUUCUUACUUCAGCCGCAUUUCGAGGCAAUGUAGGUGUCGCUCGGGAGCUUCUUAACCAUUGUCCGGAUGCUCCCAGUUGGGAUCCAAAUGAUGACUGGACAUGUCUUCACGAGGCUGUAUCGGAAGGUCAUGAAAACUUCGUAGAAUUUAUCCUGCGGGCCCCACAGCUUCAGAAAAUCGUUAACAUGCGGAACAGAAAUGGAGAUACUGCUCUGCAUAUCGCAGUCCAAAAGUGCAAUCCGAAGAUUGUCUCUGCUUUACUGCUUCACCAAGACAUAGACGUUACAGUUGUUAACAACUUUGGUAACCCAGCAACCUGGCAAUUGUCUGCUGUCUCCGAUCAUGCCAAGACUUUGAACUGGAAUGAAGUGUCCAUGCUUAUGUUGAAAGCUGAUCCAGGAAAUAUUUAUAAUCUCAAAAACGUCGUCAAGGCUACAGUAACUAAAGCAUCAAGGAUGGAUGUCAGGUCACUGACUCAAACAUACACAAGCAACACUUCCCUAGUGGCGAUCCUCAUGGCGACGAUUACCUUCGCCGCCGCUUUCACCUUGCCCGGAGGAUAUAGCAGUGACGCUGGAAGUGAGGGGGUUCCCAUCAUGUCAAGGAAGCUUGCGUUUCAAGCAUUCUUGAUCUCCGACACCUUAGCAAUGUGCUCCUCACUUGCCGUUGCCUUCAUAUGCAUCAUAGCCAGGUGGGAGGACCUUGAGUUCUUGCUUUACUAUAGAUCUUUUACAAAGAAGCUUAUGUGGUUUGCAUACGUAGCAACAACCACGGCAUUUGCAACUGGUUUAUACACAGUUCUGGCCCCUCGUCUCCUAUGGUUGGCUAUUGCAAUUUGCAUUCUGCCAAUCUUAUUGCCCACUCUUACCAAGCUGCUUGGUGAAUGGCCAGUCUUGAAGCUCAAGUUUCGGUUGGGUCGAACUUUCAACUCUGACCUCCUUGAUAUGGUCUGACCUCGUCACUUUGUGUUGUUGAUUCCGGCUACUUUAUGCUCGCGUUGUUUGUUCCAAGACAUGUUUAAACAUUGUAAAAGAAUGUUAUGUUAGUAAUUUGGAUUUCUGUGUAAGACCUAAGCUAUGCAUUGAGAACGCUUCUAGUUUGCCAAUCGUGUGUUGAUGAUUAAUUACUCAA